Molecule: messenger RNA, 6118 nt
Organism: Myotis daubentonii (Daubenton's bat)
Lineage: Eukaryota; Metazoa; Chordata; Mammalia; Chiroptera; Vespertilionidae
Gene: HVCN1
Product: hydrogen voltage gated channel 1
Biological process (GO): proton transmembrane transport
Cellular component (GO): plasma membrane
Molecular function (GO): voltage-gated proton channel activity
Source: RefSeq, a predicted model, not a curated record
AUUUGGGAAGGUGUGGGGUUUGGUGAGCUGUGAUUUCAUCCGUAUUCAUAGUUUUCUUUUUGUCUGGGUUCAGUUGGACUUGGCGGUAAUUCAGGAGCUACUUUAUAUUUGUCACAUGUGUUGAAUGCACACAUUAAUCUCAGAGUAAAUUAAAAGUGGGUAAAGCAUUUUAAAUUAAAAGCACUUCUGUCAUUUUAAAUUAAAAGCUCUUCUGUCAAAAAGGGAGUUUGAAGAGGACCUGCUUGUGAGGGGCAAUUUUAACUGAUGAUGGAGGGGAGAGUGCAGGCAUGCUGGGGUGGCCUCCCAUCUAUACAAACGGGCUCUGGUCCUGAGGCAUCGCUGAGUCCCUGGCCCCCCGGGUGCUCCUCUGCCAGUGAGAGAAGUGAGACCUCGUGACCUACUGCCUUCCUGCUCCACAUUCAGUGAUAAAUCCACAGUUGCAUUUCACUUUUCCUCUAAUUCUCCCAGACCUCUUUGACUGCAGGGGAAAAAUGGGCAGUAAUUGAUUGUUUCAAAGGCCACUUUCAUAUGUCUUGAAUCUAUGCUCUGGACAUUAUCAAUUGUGUCACUUCUAAGGUUUCAAAAAUAAAGUUGUAAUAUUGGGCCACUCUGCUUAGGUUAUAGAGUGUAGAGUGUGGUGCCUGGCUUAAAAUUCCUUCAGAAAACCAACAGGCAUGGCAUUGGUUAGGUAGAGAACAAAGUCGAUAUUUUGGGUUGUAGGACGUGAGGUUUUAGAAGAGCUUUGAAUAAUUUGAAACUUGUAUGUGACAACAGAACUUGAGGCCUUACCUUGUAACGCCCAGUCUACCCUAACCUUUCUCAUUUGAUUAGCUAGUGGUUUCACCUGAUUCAAGCCCGGCCUCCUCUCCUAGUUGUAUAAUUUGAGGAGUUAAAAUACUGAGCCACACUGUCCCCUAGCUACAAAAGGACAGUCCCUGCCCCUCAAUGUGAAUCAUUGAGUGAAAUAAUGUGAUAGGCUCAGAAGAGUGUUUGGCUUAGAAUAGUAUUCACUAAAUAGUUACUACUUAGUGCCUUACCAUUAAUCUCAGUUGUUUCAUGUGUUUGAAUAUCUCAAUUGGUUAAUUGUAAGUAGCCACCUACCUUUCGUUUGUGGCCUGGUUAUGACCUGGUUCUGAGCCGUGGAUAGCUAAGCCUUUCUGAGUACUGACUGCAUGCGGAACACAUGGAUACUUUUCAGCAGAUGCAAAAGAAAUAACUAGGAAACAUGAAGUCGUAAUUAUUAGUGUAAUAUUUUAAAUGGUAGUUUUCUUUUAAGUGACUGUUUUAUAAUGUAUUCUAGCUCUCAAAAUGACUGCACCAUUACAAAACCAUUAGGAAGAUAGGUGAUAGCUACCCUUAAAUGUAGCUAAACAGUCUGUAUAAUAUAAUUUAAACCCAUCCAUUAAAGUCAUGGAUUGGUACUACUGGACUAGGCCUACCCACAUCCAGCUGCAGUGAACAGCACAGAUGUUACACGGCACCCUUGUUCUUGAAGCACCUUGAUUUAAGACCAGAGGCUUCUCAAGUAACACACACAAAUGUGUUUUGAGACAUGGGGACUAGGAACAAGUGAGUGCUGAGCCGUGAAGGUACAGGAUUUAGAUUGAUUGAAAUAACCUGUUUUCUAUGAUGGGAGGUUAAAAGGAAACUCAGUUUGCUGGUAAACGAAGGCAUCAUGCUCUCCAGGAAGGGCAUGAAUGUGGUGGUUUGGAUAGAACUGGGAUCUGCUGGAGGGCAAAGAAGAAAUGUUUCACGCAGGUUUGGCUAUGCAGACGACAGUGAAAGGCUUUUGAGUUCUGUGUGCCCAUUUCCCACCUCUUGGAAGAGACCCGAAGCUCGUUCAGCCUUGUAGACCAGCUAGCUUGAACCUGUGUGAAUGACUUCGCUCUUCAGUUCUGCAGAUCUGCUGUACACCUGAGCCCAGACCAGAAGAAUAUGCCCUCUACCUCAGGCUUUUUCUCACCUAUAAAUAGGGUACUUACUCCUUGGUGGGAUUGUGACUAUUAAACCACAAAAGGUGCCAACAACUUGGCUUACACAUUCAGUAAACAGCUCUAAGAUACCAAAGGAUAUUUCUAAGAUUGACAUCAAUGACAAUGCAAAGCAAUAUCGGGAAAACUUGGUGCAGGCACAAGUCGAUUUUCAUUCAUCCUUGCUGGAUUAUAUAUGUGAGCUGCAGAAAAAGAAUGAAAUAAAGAUGCACUAUUAAUGCCUUCAACCUUAACCCAAGACUGAAACAGAAUGAAUACACUUACAAUUCCUGGCUUCCUUGGAAUUUGUGCAUGAUUGACUAAGUGAACAGAGACGACUAUCCAUCUGAUCAGCACAAUAGCUUCAGUAGCUGGAAAAAGCAUGGUUUUUUAUUUGUUGCAAAUAUCUGAAUAAAUUCCAAUACAGCUCCUGGCCUGGGUUCCUUGGAUGCAAAUGAUAGAAACCAGUUCAAGUGACUGAAGCAAACAGGACGAGCACCAACAGCCAGAUCCCACCCUGAUGUGAGCAGAUGCCAGCCAUGGGCUCUCUGUCUCCCAGUGGCUCCAUUUGUGUCAUGUGCCCACCUCUCAGCUGAAUGAGGGGGCACACUGAUGCACAGUUCUACCAGACCCAACAGGGUUCGUUCCUCAAACAGGAAGUUGUUGCUGUUACCAAGAGAAAGUGAAAUGGGCUCUGAGCAGCAGCAACGCCCACCAAAUGCCAAUUAUGGGUGAAGGCAGGAUGUUCCUGGCAGUGACGAAGCGGAGAUUCAAAGAGGCCAAGCCACUUGCCUGGGGUCUCAAAGGAGGCAGCGCCAGGACUUACACCCAGAUCCAGAGAGGACAGGAAAAUGUCUGCCCGGGACGAAAAGACGGUCACCCGAAGGGCCAAGGUGGCUCCCGCCGAGAGGAUGAGCAAGUUCCUGCGGCACUUCACUGUCGUCGGCGAUGACUGCCAUGCCUGGAACAUCAACUACAAGAAAUGGGAGAAUGAAGAAGAGGAGGAGGAGGAAGAGGAGGAGGAGGAGGAGCAGCAGCCGCCGCCGCCGUCGUCGCCAACACCAGCCUCAGAGGAGGAGGGCAGAGCUGCUGAGCCAACUGCGGCCCCUGUCUCCACGCCUCGGCGCCCUCUAGACUUCAGGACCAGGUUGAAGAAGCUCUUCAGCUCCCACAGGUUUCAGGUCAUCAUCAUUUGCCUGGUUGUGCUGGAUGCCCUCCUGGUGCUGGCAGAGCUCAUCCUGGACCUGAAGAUCAUCCAGCCGGACAAGAACAACUACGCCGGCAGGGUGUUCCACUACAUGAGCAUUGCCAUCUUGACCUUCUUCAUGAUAGAGGUUUUCUUUAAAAUAUCCGUUUUCCGCUUCGAGUUCUUCCACCACAAGUUUGAAAUCCUGGACUCUGUUGUCGUUGUGGUCUCAUUUGUCCUCGACAUCGUCCUCCUGUUCCAGGAGCAUGAGUUUGAGGCUCUCGGCCUGUUGAUUCUGCUCCGGCUGUGGCGGGUGGCCCGGAUCAUCAACGGAAUAAUUAUCUCAGUUAAGACACGUUCAGAACGGCAACUGUUGAGGUUAAAACAGAUAAAUGUGCAAUUGGCUGCCAAGAUCCAGCACCUUGAGUUCAGCUGCUCUGAGAAGGUAAGAAAGCACUUCUGGGGAAAUACCACCUGUUGGCAGUUGCCCGCCUCAGCACAGUGCUUCUCACGCCAGGCCUUCGUUCCUGUGGGCCUUGAGCCAGGAGCACCCCUCCCCCUGGCCAAGCCUUCCCUGUCCUUGCCUCCUUCCCAGAGCUAGGCUGGGCGUCCCUCCUCUUGUCACUGGACCCCGUCUGAGGGUGGCAGUCGCCUUCAGCGGACGGACUCCACAAGCCGCGUGGCCUGUCCUCGUACCAGGGCUCACGGAAUGAUGGUCACAUCCCUGAUGAGGCUCAGAGGUAAAUUCAGUUAUUUCUCUGCUUUUGUAAUAACAGGAACAAGAAAUUGAAAGACUUAACAAGCUACUGAGACAGCACGGACUUCUGGGGGAGGUGAACUAGAGGCAUCCCUGCUCCACUCCAGAGACGCCGCCUCACGGGCUGUGGCUGUGAAUGAGACGCGUGGGGCAUCUGCGGGACAGGGCUGGUCUGAUGUCUCUGCCUCCUACCCAGCUUGGAUCCUGGAGGGACAGUCUUCCGGAAGGCUCUCUCUCUUCCUCGGUGUGACCGAGGGCUUCCCAUCCCAUUCCCACCUGCACUGUAUCACAAAUGUAUCAUAAGCUGUUUCUCAUGUUGAACACUUGACUCUUGCUUGAAAAUGGACAGUCACUAGUUGUAUACAACAUUUAAUCUCAUCAAAUGCAGUUUUCACGUUCUACGUGAAUACUGAGGCGUUCUUUCAUAUGAGCGCUCUGAAAGAGAAAAGAAAAAAAAGGAAGCUACCUUAGCAACCAGCCCAUUCAGGAAAGGCCUUUUCUAUUUCCAAGCUGUUCUGAACAGCUUGUUGUAGGGCAGUUCCCCAAGGAGGCUGUCCUCGGGUUCCCACCCCCUCCUCCGCAUCAUCCAGCUGCAUCACCCAGCUGCUAGCUGGCUCCACCUCGUUCUGCCACCUGACAUUUUUCUCAAUUACUGUACAAUUAAUGUAUAACAUAAACUCUCUCCUUCCCCCGGACCCUCCUACUAUAUUCUUUCCAGCUUCAACUGCCUGGAACUGCUCUGUGGCAUUCCACACCAGCCCACCAGUUGGAGAGCUCGCUAGUGACAGUGCCUGGUACAGAAAUGUCGAUUGGACCCAAGACUCCACUCAAAUUAACAUGACAUUUGGGGGAAGACCCCCUCCUGAGGCCUUGUAUUCUAUCUGCAUGAGCUUAUACAAUAGUUCGCUAUUUUUGUACUCAUUUCAAUGGGACUUGAAAGAAAACCUGAACUAAAAACAAUGAUUAUUUUAACAACAACUCCCAUCAAAGCAGGAGGUGAGUGAACUGGAUAAGCCCUCAAUGCCUUUGCUACUUCAACAUCUGUUCUCUCUACCGUCUUCCCAAAGGUGCAAUUUGGUUUCCGCGGAGGAUCGGUGUGUUGAGUUUUGGAAAUUACCAAGAUCAGAGAGUGCCCCGUUUUAAAGUAAAACCAAGUGGAAGAAAAUUUCCAAAAGGAGGGAGAUGAGUGGGGAGGGGAGGUGUACUGGUCUGGAAGUCUAAUAAGAUGAGGUGUUGCUGAGGGGCCCCACAGCCACGCUGUUCUAGAGGUGUAGCCUCCUUUCUUGAAUGACUUACGUCAAACAAAUGGGAAGAAGAAAUUGAAGGGCAGCUUGGCAUUGAUGGCUGGCCGAGCUCUGAAGCCUGCCGCUGCAGGAGCAGACACAUCCACGAAAGUAACCGCAGUGGAAAUAAGAACCGUCCUUUCCUUUCCGGAGUUGGUCUGUAAUAAAAAGCCAGGGUGGUGUAAGCCUUGCCGCCGUGUGUCACCAGGAUAACAAAGACAGGACAUCUUUCAUUCCCUUCCUCGCCGACCACUGUUGGUCCGUUCAAAAAUCGGCUAGGUAUGUGGAGGGCUAAUCAGCCAUGAACUCAGAUGAGAGAAAUAACUUUUACCCAGCUUGUCCCAACACAUCAAUGUCAAUCACAACUCAAUUUUCCUAAGAAUUUUAAAGAUCAAAUCUAAACAAGCGCGCUACUGUGAAUAAAACCCGUCAGUGGAGGUUUUUCCUCUAAGACUUAGAGUCUAAUCAGCGGUUCUCAACCUGUGGGUCGCGACUGUCGGAAAACACACCCUGCAUUUCAGAUAUUUACAUUACGAUUCGUAACAGCAAAAUUACAGUUACGAAGUAGCAACGAAAAUAAUUUUAUGGCUGGGGGUCACCACAACAUGAGGAACUGUAUUAAAGGGUCGCGGCGUUAGGAAGGUUGAGAACCACUGGCUAAGUGAAAGAAAAUGACUGCUACAAUGUUUUAAGAAUCCAGAUUGUUGCCCUGGCUGGUUUGGCUCAGUGGAUAGAGUGUCAGCCUGCGGACUGAAGGCUCUUGGGUUUGAUUCCAGUCAAGGGCACAUGCCUGGGUUGCGGGUUCAAUCCCUAGUAGGGGUCAUGCAGGAGGCAGCCGAUCAAUGAUUCUCUCUCAUCAUUGAUGUUUCUAUCUCUCUCCCUUCCUCUCUGAAAUCAAUAAAAAUAUAUUUUAAAAAAAUAA